Messenger RNA from Lathyrus sativus (Indian pea), 483 nucleotides. The record is from the annotation of a GenBank genome assembly. Lineage: Eukaryota; Viridiplantae; Streptophyta; Magnoliopsida; Fabales; Fabaceae.
AUGGAAGGGGAUUUACCUUUUCGUUACCUUGGGGUUCCUCUCACCUGUAAAAGGCUUUCAAUGCAUCAUUAUAUGAGUUUGGUGGACAGCAUUGGUAGCCGGAGUCGUCAUUGGAGCUUCAAAUUAUUGAGCUAUGCAGGAAGACUUCAACUAAUUAAUAGUACCAUUACUGCUAUAGCAGCAUACUGGAUGAGUUGUCUCCCUUUCCCCAAGAAUGUGAUUAAAACCAUUAAUUCUAUUUACAGGACUUUUCUAUGGACAGGUAGCGAGGAAAAGUCGAGAAAAUUCCCAAUUGCGUGGAAGAUGGUCUGUAAACCUCGGAGGAAGCGCGGUCUAGAUGUGUUGGACUUAUCAGAAUGGAACACGACUUGUUUAACAAAACUGCUGUGGAACCUUUGCAACAAAAAGGAUACUCUUUGGGUGAAAUGGAUCCACACGUUUUAUUUCAAAACUACAGAUAUUAUGCAGGUCCAGGAAAAAUAG